UCAGCCCACUUUAUAACCACUUAUAACGCGCCUUUCUCAUUGAACGUUUCGAAACAUUCUGGAAUCAUCACCCAUGAUUUUUCAACAACAAGAUCAUCGAAUUGGAACAGUACCGUCCGUUCCAGACGAUUCCAGCUUCUACAUAUAACAUAUACCAUACACAUACACAUAUUAGAAUUUAUACUAGCUAAUCCUCAACUUAAUCCUUAACCAAGAAAACAAAAAAUUUAAUAAUAUCUAUCUUAUUGCUGCUGUUUCGUUCAUUUGACAACUUGAAUUUUCUUGAUUUCGCUCAAUUUCAUUCCUAACAACUUCAGUUCCUAAGAGAGAGAUCCAUGAUGAAUUCUGACAGAACUUUACGAGGAAGUUGCCACUGCGGCAGAAAUCAAUAUACAGUUCUAAUACCCGGGGAUUCUUCUGGAGGAGCUCAAGUUCUCUUUGAUUCGAACAUAGGCCGUAGAAUUCCGUCGGCAACGCCAUUUUCGGCCUUCCUCAGAGUUCCGCUUUCGUGGUACCACAGCCAAACAUUUCCAUUCUUCCCCGACGAGUCUCGGAUUAAUAUAAGACGUGUCUAUUCACAUCCCACCGAGCAAAAUGCUAUGCGACAAUUCUGUGGGUUCUGCGGAACUCACUUGUCAUAUUGGUCCGAAGAACCUAGGAGCGAGGCCGACUAUAUUCAAUUGACGCUAGGUAGCCUCUUGGACGAAGACCUCCGUGACCUAGAGGAUCUAGGAUUGAUCCCCGACGAAUCUGAAUCGGACCCUAUGGAAAUUGUGCCUACCACUACUACAUCCGACCAAAUUUCACAGUUGACCGGACGGGAUGUAGCGGGUAUUCCAUGGUUCGAAAGCAUGAUUCUAGGUAGUCGUUUAAGCAAGCUUCACGCUACGAAAAGAGUUAGGGAGAGUCGAGACGGAGGGGUUCGAGUUGAGUACGAAGUUACGGAAUGGACAGGAGAUGAUGCGGCAGAGGACGGGCAACAGCAUGCGGGAAUAUUCUAUGAGGCACCUACGACGGGUAAGAGAAAACGCGGAGAAGCUGAUGCCGGAAAGGGCGGAAAUACUUCCUAGGACAUCAUGAUUUUGAUCGCUCGGUCGCCGUGCAUGCGGCCGAUCGAAUCUACCUGCUACUGGAUGAUACAGCUAUAAGGCAUUAGCGAGAAAAAAAAAAAGGGAUCGGCUUGAAAUAGGAUAAGUAUUACACCCAUCGGAAAGAUGCUCACUUCCUCCUGUGUUCUCUAGGUAGCGGCAGCCGCUGCCUUUUAUUCCUGCAAUGCGGCGACUGGAUAAGUGAAUCCUACACUGAGGCUUAUCAUUAUUCGCAAGGAUACAUAGUAGUGAUCUGUCAA
Messenger RNA from Daldinia caldariorum, 1348 nucleotides. RefSeq lists its product as uncharacterized. The coding region runs from base 336 to 1070 and encodes 244 amino acids. The transcript has 2 exons. NCBI's taxonomy places the organism in Eukaryota, Fungi, Ascomycota, Sordariomycetes, Xylariales, Hypoxylaceae. Gene Ontology annotation, molecular function: carbon-sulfur lyase activity. The record is from RefSeq and is a predicted model, not a curated record.